AUGAAUACAACCGCCAUGACCGAAUCCGAGUCAGGAAAACGAAAGGCCUCCACCGCCGGUUUAGCCGCUCAUAGCCGUCCUGUCAAACGCCGAGCUUCGAAAGCAUGUUGCUGCUGUCGCGCCCGCAAGGUCCGCUGUGAUGUGGUAGAGAAUGGUUCCCCGUGCACCAAUUGUCGAUUAGAUCAGGUCGAAUGCGUUGUCACAGAAAGCAAACGGAGAAAGUUCGUCAACACUAUGAACAAGAGAGACAAGUACUUGUUCCAUGUCCUUUUGCUAACGGAGAUUCGGUACUACAGAAAGUCUCGGGUGGAGGUAGAUCAUGCUGCCCACUCUGAAUCCCCAGAAGCCUCUGAGGAGAAUUUGCUGCAUGGUUUUCAGGGUUUGUCUGAAAUGGCACCCACUUCACCCUCUCAGGCGUCCGUGGAUCUAGAUCACGGACAACAUAUGCCACAUUUGCUAUAUCAAACACAGGCCCAACGCAUUGGUUCCGACGAUCAAAGCCGCCGUCACAUGGCCCCCAAUCCUGCCGUGCCCGCGUCAAUGCCUCUGGGAAACGCCACGUUGCAGAUCCAGCAGCUACUUGAUCCCUCUUUUGGAAGCCAUCGAUCCGCGAACGCCUACCUACCAGACUACAUUCGAGGCUUGCCUGCACGGUUCCAAAAGGAGGAUAUUGAUUAUCUCGCUGCAAAGGGAGCUUUAACAAUUCCAGACGCAAAUUUACGAAAUGAGCUUAUGAAGGCCUACAUUCACUAUGUGCAUUCAUAUAUGCCUUUGUUGGAUCUGGAGGAAUUUCUCCAGACCAUUGUUCAAAACGACGGAAUCCACCGCAUCAGUCUGCUACUAUUCCAGGCCGUCAUGUUCGCCGGUAUGGCGUUCGUUGACAUGAAGCACCUGCAAGCCGCUGGUUACCAGACCCGAAAAGUGGCACGUAAAAUUUUCUUUCAGCGAGCCCGCCUCUUGUACGACUUCGACUACGAGGUGGAUCGCAUCUCCCUGGUUCAGUCUCUGCUACUCAUGACCUAUUGGUAUGAGACUCCAGAUGACCAGAAAGACACCUGGCACUGGAUGGGUGUCAGCUUGUCUCUGGCACACACCAUCGGCCUCCACCGAGACCCAGGUAACUCGCGCAUGGAUCUUCGCCGCCAGAGAAUGUGGAAACGCAUCUGGUGGAGUACAUACACUCGUGAUAGAUUGAUUGCCCUCGGCAUGCGACGGCCGAUGCGCGUCAAGGAUGACGAUUGUGACGUACCGAUGUUGACCAUGGACGACUUCGAAUUCCAUGCCUUUUCACCUGAAAUUGUGAAAAUGGUUGGAGACUCGGAAAUUCUGCAGAAUGUCAGCCAUCAGCGAGAGCUGGCGCUGAUGUUCAUCGAAAAGGCCAGACUUUGCCUUUGCGUGAGCCAUGUCCUUUCCGCACAGUACUCGGUGCUCAGUCACAAAUUCGGUGGCACCAUGGAGACCACCAUGAUGCUGGUUCCGAAGAAGUCUACCGCGGAGUCAUUUGAAGUGCGUCGAUGUGAUCAGGAGUUGGAAGACUGGCUGGCCAAUCUCCCAGUGGAGACACAAUAUACGCCCUCGGGAGUAUCGAAGCUUCCGGAGGCCCGUGAAGUACUUCAUUCACACCGAGCCCUGUUGAAGAUGGUUUAUCUCACUACAUCCAGUGCUCUUCAUCGCCCACAGGUCCUUCCCGCAGUCCCGUACCCGUCGAUGGAUUCCGAACUACAGGAAAUGUCUCGCCAGAAAGUUCGGUCCGCCGCCGUGGAAAUCACCAGCAUCGCCCAGGAUCUUCAUGUCCUGGACUUGACUCGAUACUACCCGACGACUGGAGUGACGGUGCUCCUACCAGCCGUCAUCAUCCAUCUACUUGAUAUCAAGUCGAGCGACGCAAGCGUGCGGAUGACAAGUCUCCAGCGCUUCUACCAGUGCAUGCGCAUCUUACAGCGUCUGCGGGAGAUUUACGCGUCUGCCGACUUUGCGACCUCAUUCCUAGAAGCCGCCAUCCGCAAGGCCGGCAUUCAGCUGACAGUCGCACCCCAAGAAGUGCAAUCCAAACGAUCUCGCAAGACCUCAACCAGCGAUCCAUUUGAUUCGCUAUCUCGUAACAACACCCUGACCCCUCCUCCGGACUCCCUGGCCCAGAAAAUCCCGGACCUCACCUACCCGCAGGCCCCCGCAGGCGGGCGGACCACUGGAAACCUCUUUGCCUCGACCCCACCCCAGUCUGACGGCAGCGAAAACGGCAGCACCAAUAACCUCAACCUGGCCCACACCCACGACGCUUUCGCAAUUCCCGAACUUAACUCCGAGCUGAGCCUCACCGAAUUGAUGGACCUGGCCAAUGACGCCGAGGUGACCCAGAACGACUUCGACGCGCUCAUCAACUUUGAUGAUGCUGGCAACGAAUUCUUUACGGAUGAACAACAGCCCGGCGCCGAAGACAAGGGCUACGAUUUUGGCGUCGAUAUGAACAUGGGCUUUGGCACUGAACCGAAGCCGAUUGACUUUGCCAAUCUGACAAAUCUCCACGGCGAUCACGACCAUUCAGCCGAGGUUCAUUCACGGCCCGGUUUGACGGCGGAUUUGGACACAGACCUUGGAAUUGGUCUGGAUGAAUAA
This is a messenger RNA of Penicillium odoratum, 2616 nucleotides long. RefSeq names its product putative C6 transcription factor (Ctf1B) (gene farB1). The coding region runs from base 1 to 2616 and encodes 871 amino acids. Gene Ontology annotation, biological process: regulation of DNA-templated transcription; DNA-templated transcription. The transcript is spliced from 2 exons. Lineage: Eukaryota; Fungi; Ascomycota; Eurotiomycetes; Eurotiales; Aspergillaceae. The record is from RefSeq and is a predicted model, not a curated record. Gene Ontology annotation, molecular function: DNA-binding transcription factor activity, RNA polymerase II-specific; DNA binding; zinc ion binding.